CGGCGACUCCACCUGGCUUGCGUCCUCCCGUUUUCCAGCCAGCAAGCCAGACUCCUCCCCUCUCCGAAGACUCCGAUCGUCCGGAUUCAUCCAGAUCCGGGCGUUCUGAGUCCUGCCGAGGCUCUAGAUCGCGUCGCGCACGAUGCCACGCGACCUGUCGCGGUCGCGGUCUCCGCCGCGCCGACGUUGGCGGUCGCCGUCUCCCGCGCGGUACCGCGGCCGGAGGGGGCGCAGGGACCGAAGCCCCAGUCCCAUCCGUAGCAGGUCCCCCUAUCGCUCCUCGUAUAGAAGGAGGAGCCCUUUGCCUUCCCCAAGAAGGCACAAGAGCCGUUCUCCGUCUCCUAGGAGGCGCAAGAGUCCGUCUCCAUCACAAAAGCGUUACAGAAGAAAGAGAAGUCCGAGUGUCACUAGCUCUCCAGUCGCUGCAUCUCAGAGUUCCCACCUUGGGUUGGCAGAGAAUAAGAAUGUUAUUGAUACACAAAGGCUAGAAGAAGAAAAGAAAAGGCGCCAAAAGGAAGUUGAACUGAGACUAUUAGAGAAGGAGACGGCAAAAAGAGUUGAACAAGCUAUUAGGAGGAAGGUUGAGGAGAGUCUAAAUUGUGAUGAAAUCAAACAUGAAAUACAUCGUCGAAUUGAGGAAGGACGAAAGAGGAUACAUGAGGAGGUAGCAAUCCAGAUUGAGAAGGAAAAGGAUGCAGCUUUAAAUGAAGCCAAGCUGAAAGUGGAACAAGAAAAAAAGAAGCGGGAGGAGCUAGAGAAAAAACUUGAAGAAGAACGAAAGAAAGCUGAAGAGGCGUUGAUGAAAGAAGCGUUGGAACAGCAGCAGAAAGAGCUAGAGCGGUACCAGGAGUUGGAGAGGCUUCAGAAAGAAAGAGAGGAGGCCAUGAAACGGAAAAAAAUGGAGGAAGAGCAGCAGAGGCAAAACCAGAUGAAGCUGCUGGGCAAGAACAAGUCGCGGCCUAAGCUGUCGUUUGCUUUUGGGAUGAAGUAGCGUUCGAUUCACCGAACGAAAUUAGUGCUUUAGUAUACUGUAACCGUGUAGUGUAGUACCUCUGUAUGAAACUGCCCAUUUCUAACUCUGGCAGACAAAUUGCGAUGUCAUAAAUGCUCCUGAUCUGCUUCGUAAGUUGCCGGCUCUUGGUGGAUGUGGUUUCAUCU
This is a messenger RNA of Zea mays, 1158 nucleotides long. RefSeq lists its product as uncharacterized. Gene Ontology annotation, molecular function: cadherin binding. Gene Ontology annotation, cellular component: mitochondrion; nucleoplasm. The coding region runs from base 143 to 991 and encodes 282 amino acids. The record is from RefSeq and is marked validated. Lineage: Eukaryota; Viridiplantae; Streptophyta; Magnoliopsida; Poales; Poaceae. The transcript is spliced from 4 exons.